Molecule: messenger RNA, 597 nt
Organism: Trametes versicolor FP-101664 SS1
Lineage: Eukaryota; Fungi; Basidiomycota; Agaricomycetes; Polyporales; Polyporaceae
Exons: 7
Source: RefSeq, a predicted model, not a curated record
CCGGGUCUAGUACCCGCCGCGGACUCGCUCGCGGCGGGGAAGCCAACUGCGCUCGCCGGGACCCUUGUAUCCGCACCUCAUCAUCACGCGUUGUUGGGUCCCCCCAACCGCACAGAGGCGCGACGAACACGUCGCGCCGAUGACUUGCAGGAGCGGCGCUCGCUCCAUGCAACGAUGUCUGUUCCUCGCCGCGCCGCCCUUCAAGGCCCGCGCGACGCGUCUCAGCGCUGCGCAGACCCACAGCCGCCGUGCCCCGCCACACGAUCCCCAUACUACAGCGCGUCCAAUCGACGCGACAACCCGCGGUCGUCCGACCCAGGCAGGCCGCCGACACUCGUCAGCGGCCCCGCCACGGUCUUCGCGGCGCGCGCGGCACCUCGGUGCUGCGCGCGCCGCACUGCAAGACUGAGCCACCACGACUGCGGGCCUUCUUUGCCAUAUCUCGACUUCGACCGCGGUGCUCGAUCGCGCUUGGUCGUCCAGAUCCUGCCCAGGUGCGUGGCAGAACAUCGCGGUGUCGCUCAGAGCUGUUAUGCACCGCGCUCGGUGAUACACACUCGCUCGUAGCGUACGCCCGUAGUAAAGUGCAAUAUAUCU